AUGACGGCAGAGUACUGGGAACAAUAUCGAGACUGUGCGGAUACGGUGGAAACGUUGGGCGUCGACUGUUUCGGGGAUGACCGGGAGUCGAUGAGCGAUUUCGCGAAAUAUUUCAACAACGCACAUCUAUCCGAUGUCACAUUAAUGUGCGGGGAGGAGAGAGAUUCAACAGAGCUGAGCCUGAAGCACAAAGGAGCCGAGUUGCCGUUCCACGAG
Molecule: messenger RNA, 216 nt
Organism: Mesorhabditis spiculigera
Lineage: Eukaryota; Metazoa; Nematoda; Chromadorea; Rhabditida; Rhabditidae
Source: the annotation of a GenBank genome assembly